This is a messenger RNA of Hemicordylus capensis (graceful crag lizard), 4701 nucleotides long. RefSeq names its product solute carrier family 30 member 10 (gene SLC30A10). Gene Ontology annotation, cellular component: membrane. The transcript has 4 exons. The record is from RefSeq and is a predicted model, not a curated record. The coding region runs from base 486 to 1877 and encodes 463 amino acids. Gene Ontology annotation, biological process: intracellular zinc ion homeostasis; zinc ion transmembrane transport; manganese ion transport. Lineage: Eukaryota; Metazoa; Chordata; Lepidosauria; Squamata; Cordylidae. Gene Ontology annotation, molecular function: zinc ion transmembrane transporter activity.
CUGUUGCUUGCUGAGUUUCUGAUGAUGUCAGGCAGCUGACAGCGUCAGCAGGCACAAGAACCCGGCCAGGGUGAGAAAGAGACACCCGGAUUUCAUCACUCCGCCCCCGCGCCCCGAUCGAUUUUUUUUUUUUUAAUUGCCAACCCUUGCAAAUCUCCGAGCAAUUGUACAGAAGAAGGGCGUGCUGGGCGGGCACGCGCCACCGCCCUCCUGCGCCUCUAUAAAGCAAAGUGCAGAGUCACCGUGCCGAGCUUGGGCGCACCGGCGACACUUGUGGGCAGGCCGUGCAAGGAGCGCUUAUCGCCGCACCUCCUCAGCCUCUGCCCUCCGGUCCAAAGGCGCAGCGGUAGCGACCAGCCAGCAAGUGGUCGGGGUGGCAGCACUGGGGGCGGCUGGAGUCAGCCCCACGUAGCUAAGGGCUUAAGAGUGGGGGGUGCCCCCUUGGCCGCCGCCCCUCCACGCGCCCAGGCUCAGCGCCUCUCGCCAUGGGGCGCUACACGGGCAAGACCUGCCGCCUAAUCUUCAUGCUGGUGCUGACGGCGGGCUUCUUUGUGGCCGAGAUUGUGUCGGGCUACCUGGGCAACUCCAUCGCGCUGGUGUCGGACUCCUUCAACAUGCUGUCCGACGUGAUCGCGCUGUGCGUGGGCAUCUCCACCGGGCGCAUCUCCCGCCGGCGCAAAAGAAGCCCCGUCGCCUCCUUCGGCUACAGCCGCGCCGAGGUGGUGGGCGCCCUAAGCAACGCGGUCUUCCUGGCGGCGCUCUCCUUCACCAUCCUGGUGGAGGCUGUGCAGCGGCUAGCCCAGCCCGAGUCCAUCAGCGACCCCUUCCUCAUCCUGGUGGUGGGCGCGCUCGGCCUCGCCGUCAACAUCGUGGGGCUCCUCGUCUUCCAGAACUGGGCGGCUUGCUGUUCCUGUGGCCCCCGAGCAUCGACGCCGCCACCAACGCCACGGGGCCUCGACAAUGGUCACUUCGAGGAGGUCCUCGGCUCCUCAGUGCCUGAUGGGGGCGCGGCAGGGUGCACCGACGACUUCCAUGAGGCCCAGCGCGCAGACCGAGCAGGUGACUCCAUAAAUACCCAGAAACAGCCUGAAGAGCAGAUGGUACAGAAAAAAGAGAAAAAAUCUGAAGCCUUGAACAUCAGAGGUGUUCUUUUGCAUGUGAUGGGAGAUGCUCUUGGCUCAGUUAUUGUGGUAAUUGCUGCUGCAAUAUUCUAUGCGCUGCCUCUGGAUGAGAACACCCCAUGUAACUGGGAGUGUUACAUUGAUCCAAGCCUGACCAUCAUUAUGGUGUUCAUCAUACUGUCUUCUGCCUUCCCACUUAUCAAGGAGACAGCAACAAUCUUGCUGCAGAUGGUUCCCAAGAGUGUAAAUAUGCAAGUACUAACAAACAAACUCUCAGAAGUCCCAGGGGUAAGCAGCAUUCAUGAAGUGCACGUCUGGGAACUUGUCCAUGGGAAGAAUAUCGCAACCCUCCACGUCAAAUGCCUUAGCACUUCCGAUUACCUAGAUUCUUCCUACAAGAUGCGGGAAGUGUUCCAUGAAGCAGGGAUCCAUUCGGUGACCAUCCAGCCAGAGUACACUGACCACAAGAGUCCUGAGAUUCUGUGCAGUGCUCCCUGCAUCUCCAAAGGAUGUGACCCCCAGUUGUGUUGCAGCCAACAAGAAAUAUCCCUGGCUCAAGUGAACGGCUACAGUGAGAAAAACGGCAGCCUUUCUCCAGCCUCACAGAAAGCCUUCCAUAAAAAAGAUGCUGUGGAAAUUCCCAUUGAGCCUGUGUGGGCAGAAGAUAUUGUCAAAAAGGACAAUUAUGCAAAGGACAGUAGCAGAUACAAAAAUGCAGGUGAUAGUGGAAAGUACAUAGGCAGUACUCAGUUUUAGACAGUUCAGCUUGUGCUUUGUAGUUUUUUCUCUUAUCUAAGGCAGAGCCUUCCUGGGUAGAGCCAUCUUGGCUAAAAAGAAAGGCAAGCAGUGCUUGCCAUGAAGUGGUACCAAGUGCAUGCAUGGACAAUGAAUCUAAAAGAGGUGUUUUUGAUCUGCAUCCAAAGAUCCCGAUGUGCUUGUGGAAGGCACUUCCAUUGGCCCCGCCCCCCAUCUUAAGCACCCCAUGCUCCUUGAAAAGUAGCACUCUCUGCAGCUCUGCACUCAGUUUUCAGAGGACUGAGCGUGCAGAUGGGGAGAGGAGCUAUCAGCAACCUCCCAGAUGUUAACCAAAGUGCCUUCAGCCUUUGGAACUUUGUCUUCACGGAGAGUUCCUUGUACUCAUGUAAUGUGACCAGUGCAAAUUCAGCACAAAUUCCUCCAUCAAUGAACUGCAACCUUUUCUCAGUGAAACAUCUUGCUGUUCCCUUCUUCUCUCUGUAAUCAGUUUGUAGCCAGGGGUGUUGGGAUUUUCCUUUGGCCUUAUUUAUUGAAGUGGGCUGCCGAUAUAAGCCUUUUUAUGAUCUCGUGAUUGUGCUGACUUGCUGUAUCAUUAUGAAGGAAUGAAAGUAGGCAAAGGUUUCAGCAAUCCUUUAAAAACAUAUUCUGGCUGCUGGAAAGAUAGGAUGAAAUGAAAGGUAGGAUUGGGAGGACUUCUUCUGUCUUCUUCAGUGUUCCCAACUGGAACCUAAGGAAGCAAAAAUUUAUGAAAAAGCAAUGUGUGUUGUCACAUGGAUCACCUAACAUGGGGCAGCCCAUAUAGUUCCCCCCCUUAGCACUUUACUGGGGUGAGGUCAGCGAUCAAUCUGCCUCCUGGACCAAUCCGCAUAUACUUUUGCAGGGGCUAGCCUCAGAAACUGAGAACUAUGGUCCUAUAGCAGUGUAAAUGAAGAUACGCAUUGACUUUAUUCUUCCUGCUUACUAGUUUUACCAUAAAAUUAUUUUUUCCUACUACAGUAACUAAAGGGUGCUGUGUUUUCAGCAAGCAAUUGAAAUAACCUCUGUAGAUCUAAUUUAUCAUUUGUGGUAGGAAUGAAUGUAAUUUGUUUCGCUUACAGGAUCUCUGUUUGUACUUUAUGUUAAAUCUAUAAACAUAUAAGGCUCAAAUCCUGUGAGCACUUUCCUCGGAGUAAGCCUUAUUAAACAAAGCAAGGCUUACUUCUGAACAAACAUAAGUAUAAUCACAUUACACAAAUACUUAGCUGUUAUGUUAGGAGGAUUCUGUUUUGCCAUUCUUUGCAAUAUGGUGCUAUAUAAUGUUGCGUUUAUGUAAAUAUGACCCUCCUUUCACUUAUUUUUAAACAAUUUCUUCCUAAUUUCUUUCUGGAAUGCAUUUUUAAAGAGUGUAACUUUUUCUUCCUAGCCUGUUUUACAUUUCCAUUCUCAACACAUUUUUUUACAAGACCCAUUGAUUUCUCAUUUUUAGGAACGGUUCUUUAUUCUGUAACCACAUUUUGACUCCAUAGGAUGGCCUAACGAUGGUCCUUGUUUCAGAACACUAAAAUAGGCUAGCAUUUCCUGCAGUGUUCACAUCAUUACUUCUGAACGUGUUGAUACGGCAAUCCAAAGUUCAAAAAGUGCAUUGGCACUGACAAUCAGAUUAGUCUGUCUUAAUGAAAGCCAGUCUGUCUUGCUUUAGAGGAUAGUUGAGUGGAACAGUAUCAGAUUGGGCUAGGACCAGGGUUUUAGAUGUGCCUGUACCAUUCUGUGCUCUCUUAGAAUAACUAUACCAUUAUUCUAAACUGAGUUUGCAUAUGUCAGGAUUAGAGGUCUAUAUCUGAAACUGGUUGUCAUUAACCAGAAAACUGCCUUCCUGGUGAUGCUGUUCUCCAAAGCAUUGCUUCUUUUUCUCCCCCACUGUUUUCCUGAAAGCCAUAUUGAAACAAAUGAUUACAUCUUCUGCAUGUAUAUAUUUAUAUGUAAUUUAACUAAAUGUCUGCAUUUUUGUAGCAUACGUUGAGACUGUUCUUGUGUCAGUAUGUGUGCUGCUGUAAUAUUGUUUUGAAGUGUGUAUAUAUGUGUGUGUAUAUAUGAAAGCAAUCUGUUUAUAUUGCCUUAAUAUGUAUUUUCUCUAAGUACCACUAUCAUAUACUAAGAAUGUACUUUCCUAACUGUACUGCACAUAUUUCCAAAUGGAUGAUCAUCUUUUGUUAAGGGAGGUGAUCAGUAUUCUUUCACUUUACUAAGUAAAAAUAAUAAUUUUAAGAAAAUACAUCUUAUUGGAAAUAUAGAUCAUCUUUAUUCAGUAAAAUUGUAUUUAAAGCAUCUGCUUAUCCAACUCUUGCAAGUGUAUUUUGUAACCUGAAUAUGUAGUGAAGUUGUUCAUCAGCUUAUCUGCUUCGAAGAUCCCAUUUCUGUGAGUAAACACCAGGGAGGAUAGAAAUCUUCAGGAACAACAGUUUUAGUCUCGGCCAGAUAUUAUGACCAUAAUCUGACAGUUUUAUGCAUUCUGCUCUGUGUUAAAUAGUAGCAUCCAUGUGCAUAGGUUGACGGAUGUCUUAAAGUGAUCAAGUAUAACCUUGGAGCAGAGUAUCUUUUGAGUACUUCAUUAUAUGAUGGUCUUCAUUACAACCUGUGAAGUUAUGUUGUUGCCUCCUGUCCAUACAGUAUGAGAAUUCAGUGAUGUCCCAAAAGUCUAAUUCUGCCCAAGUCUCUGGGGACUUUGAACGGGAAAUUGUACUUUUUAUGAACCAUCAGUAUGAGAUUUCUUCAUAUGCCAUGUACAUUUUAUUUGCUGAAGGAAAAAAAGAAACCUGAAGCUGUAAAUAAAGAAUUAUUUAUUAAA